UAUGAAUAGAGAAUGAAAGGAAUCUCACGUGCAAGGAAAGUUGAAGUAUGGGAAAUAUGGAAUUAAAUUAAAUGUGCUAGAUGUUGCUUUAAUAUGUGAUAUGCGUUUGAAAAUGAUUUCUUAUUGACUAGUUUGUAAAAGAGUCCAAAAGAUUUUGAAAAAUUUUCAACAAUAAUCGAAGGUUAAUUUUGACGAAAAUUGUGAAUUUGUAAAAAAGCAUUAAUUAAAGCAUAAAGCAUGAGUCAAACAAAUAGUGAAAACGUUUUUAACAAAGAAGAUGUUGAGGCAUUCAUAAAGGAACGAGCAAAUACAUUGGAAGAUGAAAAAAAGAAGUUAUUUUGUAAAAAAUUGGAAGAAAUUCGAGAAUCCCGCCGUAAAAAGGCUGCAGAGCCUCAAAAAAAAUAUAAGAAUUCAUUGUGGUCAGAUACAAGCGAAGUUUUUGGAUCAAAAAAAGUAAUUUAUAUCGGUGAAGAUCCCAACAAAUCAGCUGGUGAGGAUAUUGUAGUCCAUAGAUACGUCCAUUGCGAACAUAGUUACAUUCAAGUUCCAAAUAAUGUGAUUGAAAUUGAAGGAGAACAUGACGAAAUUAUUAAGAAGUUAAUAAAGGAAGGACGUAAAAAAUUCCCAAACAAAAUUGGCUAUGAUUUGCUCGUAAAGCAAAUUUGUAAACAUUACGAUCUCACUGAUAAAUAUGUCCGAAAAGUUCUGAAUGAGCCAGUUGAAAGUUCUUCUGUAGUUCGCAAAACAUCAGAAGUUGUCGAUGCCUGUUCACCAACAUGCUACAAGAUUCUUAAAGGAGAGAAAAAUGGCGCAUCAUGUCUAUCAGUUAGUGAUGAGACGGAAAUAAAACUUCAAUUAUUGUCCCUUGAUGGAGAUUAUUGCAGCAUAGCAAAGCAAUUGGAAAAGUCAUGUAAUGAUAUCUUUAAUAUAUCCAAACAAGUUGCAUCAACGUCAACUUUUAAUCCAUAUCAAAAACCAAAGAAGGUCAAGAUGCAUCAAGCAAACCUAUUUGCAUAUAAUCAUUACAACAAGAGAAAUGAACAGUAUGAAGGACUUGCUGCUAUGUAUAAGCCAUGUAAUCACGAAGGAAAAUGUGAUGACUCAUGUCCAUGCUUCAAAGGAAAGAACUAUUGUGAAGUAUUUUGUAGCUGUAAUGAUAAAUGCAAGAAUAAGUUUAUUGGAUGCUUUUGUAAAGGAAAAUGCGAUGCAAAGUUUUGUCGAUGCUACGCAGCGGUUAGAGAAUGUAUUGUUGGACAAUGUGGAUGCAAAUCAAAUAUAACCAAUGAAGGAACCUGUAAUAACAUGAAAAUCCAAUCUAAAAUACACAAAAAGAUUGAUAUUAAACUAUCAACAGUUGCUGGUUUUGGUGCUUUUGCAGGCGAAGAUAUCAGUAAAGGAGAUUUUGUCGUUGAAUAUACUGGAGAAUUGAUUACUCAACAGGAAGCUGAUAAGAGAGGAAAAAUGUACGAUAAAUGUAAAAUGAGCUAUUUAUUUGAUUUAUCCAGUGAUUAUGCUGUGGACGGAAUGUUUAUUGGAAAUGAAAGUCGAUUUAUAAAUCAUUCAGAAUCAGCACCAAAUUGUUUGGUAAAGACAAUGACUGUUUUAGGUGAUAAGCGUAUUGCACUGUUUGCUACUCGCAACAUUAAACAAGGUGAAGAAUUAUUCUUCGACUAUCGCUACAACAAGGAACAUAAGCAGAUUUAUUUCAAGAACGAAUAAUAUUUAAAUUAUUGGCUCUACUUUAAUGUUGAGAAGCUUAAAUUCUAAAAUACUUUAUAAAAAAAACUUUUUAAAAAAACUACUUUUUUCGCGUGGACUAAAAAGGAGAAAAUAACUUUUCUUCUUAGUUGCAAAGAAUUUGGUAUUAAAUUUUCAGAUUAUAUUUGAUAAAUUUUUAUAUCCUAGUCAAUAUCGUUCACAAAAUUUCGAAUGAGUUCACCUGGAUCUUAUCGUAUAACUCAACAACAAAAAACGUGGGCGCAUUAAGUUAAGUUUAUCAUAGAGUAGUGAUUUCAAAUGAACAU
Molecule: messenger RNA, 2024 nt
Organism: Chironomus riparius
Lineage: Eukaryota; Metazoa; Arthropoda; Insecta; Diptera; Chironomidae
Source: the annotation of a GenBank genome assembly